Messenger RNA from Neltuma alba, 2454 nucleotides. RefSeq lists its product as uncharacterized. The transcript has 15 exons. Bases 122 to 1867 code for a protein of 581 amino acids. NCBI's taxonomy places the organism in Eukaryota, Viridiplantae, Streptophyta, Magnoliopsida, Fabales, Fabaceae. The record is from RefSeq and is a predicted model, not a curated record.
AAGCGUGGCAUGUUAAUAAAUAGUCCUUGAAACUCUCUUUCUGGUUCUUCUUCUUUUAGCUUCUUUCUGAAAUCCCCAGUGAUUUUGUCUGCUGGUGGCUUGGAUUGGAUUGCCCAGCUAGAUGCUUCUGGUUUAUGGGAUUCUGAACUGGUUUCUUGGGUUGUUUGGUUUCACAGAAAAUAAAGGAUUUUUACCAUCCAUUUUCUCAGAUUAUAGCGAUAUUAAUGAUAAGCCUGGGCUAUUGUUCAUCACUUUCCUGGGAAUUCUAGCCUUUGCCUUGUUGCUGCAGUACUUUGCAGAAACUAAACAACCUAAUGACAGUACUUCAGAUUAUGGCAAUGAGGAAUAUCAGAGCUUGAUUUAUCUCUUAGAAGAGGACGAGGAAGAGCAACACAGUGAUCAAUUAGGUCUUGGUUUUAUUGCCGUCAACGAGCAGGCGGCCGGCGACUCCACGGAGACCAAUGGUGGCGGUGACGGUGGUCAGAGAGAGCGUGCUUGUUGUGCCUUCUGUGGCGAUUUGAGCACCACAAGGUGUUCGAGGUGCAAGACGGCAAGAUAUUGCUCACAGGGAUGCCAAAUUCUGCACUGGAGAUUAGUUCAUAAGAAUGAAUGUAGAGACACAAAUACUGUGGUCCCAGAAACACAUUCUCAUCCUCAUGAAGCCUCGAGAAUUGUUAAGUCUAAAAUGGAAAGGUAUAAUGAAUGGAAUUCGGAAGUGGGGAACGCGGACAACACUCAUAACCCAACAUGGAGAUCCACUGAAGCGUCCGGAAACGGUUACUCUCUUAGCAAUUGCUUCAGUUGUGCCGUGUGUGGCGGCCCAGCCACUACGAGAUGCUCGCGAUGUAAAGCCGUCAAAUACUGCUCGGCGAAAUGCUUAAUUGAAGAUUGGAGAUGGCAUAAAGUUGAGUGCACUCCGAGGAAUGUGGAUUCCGCUCACACAGAAAGAUCUCCGAGAAACUUUGGGCUGCUCAAGAAUUCUCAUCAAGAGAAGGACCACGAUCAUUCGCCUCAUCCCCUUGCUUUGGGAUUUUAUUCAGAAGGGACCACCAACAUCAAGCCUCUGAUUAGAAGCUCUCAGGAACCUACCAAGAGAGCACAGGAUCAUACUGCGGAUGGGGAGAUAUGCCAUGAGGAUGAAAUAGCAAAGUUCAGGAAUGAGAUUGUAUUUCUUAGAGAAGAGCGUGACAAAUGGGCAUCACGAGCAAAUUUUGCUAAACAAAGGUAUCAGAGCUUCAAGAAAGAAGCUGAACACCAGUUGCUUGUCUUGAGUAACGAAAAGGAACUGAUAUCAAAUGCUGAGGCGCAAGCUCAAAUUGCAGUUCGUCGUUUAUCCGAGAGGUUGCAAGACAUGCAGCUGCGAGAAAGCUUUGCAGAGAAAAAAAAGCAAGAAGAAUAUAUACACAAACUGGAGAGUAAAUGUGUUGCGUUGAAGAGGGAACUGGAAAAGGGGUGGGAACAUAUCCAAGAGCUUAGUGCAGAGCAUGAUGGGAAUCAUAAGACUGCUCAAAUUGCCAUGAGAGAAGUUGAAGAAAAAGAAAAAGAGCUCCAAUUGGAACGGGAACGUGUUCAACUGCUAAAGGAGGAUUUUCGUAGAGAUGUUGCAGCUGCCGAAUCUAGGGCAAUGAUAGCUGAGGCAAAGCUCCUUGAUCUUGAUAGGAAAAUUAGAUCGAGAAAUGAUAAGGUUGCUGUCUGGACUGACGGUUUGGGCAGACCUGCCAUGGCAUGCGCCAUCUGCCUGACCAAUGAAAAGGAUUUGGCCUUUGGCUGUGGGCACAUGACCUGCAGAGAUUGUGGAUCAAAAUUAACAAAGUGUCCCAUAUGCCGAGAACAGAUCACAAACUUUGUCAGGCUGUAUCCUGGCUGAUCAUUGUAGGGUCGCAUGUACAUAUUCCGUCUGUGCCAUAUCUUGUAUCUAUGUUUGAUGUUAGAAAACAAAGCUCCUUGUUGGUGCUUCAUGCGCAUUCCUUUCAACCUUCCCCAUUGUUUCUCCUCCCUCCCCAACCCAAUGAGUUAACAGAUUCAACACAUAUCUACUUGCGCAACAGAAUGCUGAUUAGGACAGCAAAGCAGCAGAAGCUACUCCAAAGCAGGGAAGAAAAUGAAACUAGGCAGUACACGUGUAGGGAUGUGAGCAUAUCAAACCCUUUCUUCAAUAAAACUUAUCUCAAACCUGUAGCAUGUUCACUUGUAUAUUUAUCACCGAUUUGGUGUAUUUGUUUUUUAUAUGCCAAGUCCACAUAAGAAUCUCUAGUACAUAGUUCUUAGGUGGUAACAGUUUGUAGUGUUUAUGUGUUGUCUUAGUCGUUUCGAAGAGUUUUGCAAUUUUUGUUCCCUUUGGCCAUAGGAAUAAAUAUGUAUUUAAAUUCAAACAGUUUUGACUUCUUCCCUUGUAAACUACCCAAUUAUGGAUAAAUAUGUGAACAUACCAGACAUUUUGUUUGCAUCUUCUAA